CUGUACCAUUUUUUGAAUAACUGCAAAUAAAAACAAUAAUGUUUAUUCAAGAUGAUGAAAAUAUGUAACAUAUUUUGUUGAAUAUUCCAGGAUCUGUUGCUGCCCCUGGUGUUGGUUUUUGUAAGUGUAGCCUAGGUAGUGCUUUCCCUCUAUACCUUGCAUAUCCAGAUGAAGAUCCAACAAGAGUCAAAGUUCUUGAUGUUGAAACCAACCAGGAGGUUGCUUCACUUCAACAAAAGGCAGGUGAAGACCAGAAAUUUGGAAUGUGUAUGUGUAUGAAACUUUUAAACACACAAGUACUUGAAGGAAAGAACCUACUUUUAUGUGGCUAUGAAAGUGGUUCUGUUGCAUUGUGGGAUUGGAGAAAUAGGCAGAUUAUCUCAGAAAUGAAAUGUCACAAUGAACCGGUCAUUUGUCUCGAUUUUGAUGAAUGUUACCGCCACCAAGGAGUCAGUGGCUCUGCCGAUAAAGACUUGUCUCUGUGGGAAUUAAUUCAACCUAGUCAGCUUAAAAUGAAACAAAAAGUUAUGGUGACUAACCCUGGCAUCUCUGCUGUAGCUAUCCGUUCAGAUGCAAAAAUUGUAGCAACAGGUGGUUGGGAUAAGAGGCUCCGUAUAUUUUCCUGGAAAACAAUGAAACCUCUUGCAGUGCUUGAUUAUCAUGGUGGAACUGUUGAAGCACUUCAAUUUUCCACUUCAUCCGUUGGAAGGUAUUCACGGCUUUUAGCUGCAGGGUCGAAAGAUGGGAAAAUCAGUCUGUGGUCUCUGUAUAAUAGUUGACAAAAUAUAUUUCUUUAUUUUCAGCAUGAUGAUAAA
Messenger RNA from Limulus polyphemus (Atlantic horseshoe crab), 815 nucleotides. Its product is annotated as guanine nucleotide-binding protein subunit beta-like protein 1. The record is from RefSeq and is a predicted model, not a curated record. The transcript has 3 exons. Lineage: Eukaryota; Metazoa; Arthropoda; Merostomata; Xiphosura; Limulidae. Gene Ontology annotation, molecular function: protein binding. The coding region runs from base 264 to 779 and encodes 171 amino acids.